GCAAACUCACCAAGUAAGCAAUCAGCUAGCUAGCUAGCUCGACACAAGGCUAGCAAAAGUAUUUAGUCAUGGACGAGUACUUCUACCAGUCGCUCCUCCUGUCUGUGGUCGCCGUCGCGCUGCUUCAGCUGGUUAAGCUGGCCCUGAGGCCGGCGGCGGUGCGGCUGCCGCCGGGGCCCUGGGAGCUGCCGGUCAUCGGCAGCAUGCACCACCUCGUGAACGUGCUGCCGCACCGCGCGCUGAGGGACCUCGCGGAGAAGCACGGCCCGCUCAUUAUGCUGCGGCUCGGCCAGACGCCUCUCGUGGUGGCCUCGUCCAAGGAGACGGCGCGCGUGGUGCUCAAGACGCACGACACCAACUUCGCCACCCGCCCCAAGCUCCUCGCCGGCGAGAUCGUCGGGUACGAGUGGGUCGACAUCCUCUUCGCCCCCUCCGGCGAUUACUGGCGCAAGCUCCGCCAGCUCUGCGCCGCCGAGAUCCUCAGCCCCAAGCGCGUGCUCUCGUUUCGCCACAUCAGGGAGGACGAGGUGAUGCUGCGGGUGGAGGAGAUCCGUGCGGCGGGGCCGUCGACGCCGGUGAACCUGAGCGUGAUGUUACACAGCAUCACCAACAGCAUCGUGUCUCGGGCUACGUUCGGGAAGAAGCGGAAGAACGCACCGGAGUUCCUGGCGGCCACCAAGGCCGUCGUCAGCCUUGCGAGCGGCUUCAACAUCCCGGAUUUGUUCCCGACGUGGACCACAUUGCUGGCCAAGCUCACCGGCAUGAUGCGCAGCCUCAAGGAAAUCCACAAGACGGUGGACACCAUCCUGGAGGAGAUCAUCGAAGAGCGCAAGGGCAUCCGCGACGACAAGAUCAAGAGCGGCGCCGAGAACGUCGAGGAGAACCUCGUCGACGUGCUCAUCGGCUUGCAGGAGAAGGGCGGAUUUGGCUUCCACCUUAGCAACAGCAUCAUCAAGGCCAUCAUACUGGACAUGUUCGCAGGCGGGACGGGGACGUCGGGCUCGGCGAUGGAGUGGGGAAUGUCGGAGUUGGUGCGGAACCCGGCGGUGAUGAAGAAGCUGCAGGGACAGAUCAGGGAGGCGUUCCGGGGGAAGGCGGUGGUGACGGAGGGCGAUCUGCAGGCGAGUAACCUCCAGUACCUGAAGCUGGUUAUCAAGGAGGCGCUACGGCUGCACCCGCCGGCACCGCUGCUGGUUCCCCGGGAGAGCAUCGACGUGUGCGAGCUGGAGGGGUACACGAUCCCGGCCAAGUCGCGAGUUGUCAUCAACGCGUGGGCCAUCGGCCGCGACCCGAAGUACUGGGACGACCCCGAGGAGUUCAAGCCGGAGCGGUUCGAGGACGGCGCCCGCGACUUCACGGGCAGCAGCUACGAGUUCUUGCCGUUCGGCUCCGGCCGGAGGAUGUGCCCCGGCUUCAACUACGGGCUCGCCAGCAUGGAGCUCGCGCUCGCCGGGCUGCUCUACCACUUCGACUGGUCGCUGCCGGAGGGCGUCAAGGAGGUCGACAUGGCAGAGGCGCCCGGACUCGGCGUCCGCCGCCGCACGCCGCUGAUUCUUUGUGCCACUCCGUUCGUCCCGGCCGCCGCCUCCACCGACUAGCCACAUCGUCUUUGCUAGCCGCACGGUGCCUGCAUGUACAUCUGUGGCUCUGUCUCUAUGUCUACCGCAUAAGUUCGCAACCAAUAAGCUGCUAGCUGCGUGGCAUGCCACCAUGCAUGCUGGCUACGUACCAUGCAUGGUCCAUGAACGCGUAUUUCCAUCCAUCUCUCUCGCCCGCUGUAAGUGAUCUGUAU
Phragmites australis (common reed) is the source of this 1792-nucleotide messenger RNA. Its product is annotated as premnaspirodiene oxygenase-like. The transcript has 4 exons. The record is from RefSeq and is a predicted model, not a curated record. Bases 69 to 1598 code for a protein of 509 amino acids. Gene Ontology annotation, molecular function: monooxygenase activity; heme binding; iron ion binding. Lineage: Eukaryota; Viridiplantae; Streptophyta; Magnoliopsida; Poales; Poaceae.